Messenger RNA from Nomia melanderi (Alkali bee), 4750 nucleotides. RefSeq names its product splicing factor 3B subunit 1 (gene Sf3b1). Gene Ontology annotation, biological process: spliceosomal complex assembly. NCBI's taxonomy places the organism in Eukaryota, Metazoa, Arthropoda, Insecta, Hymenoptera, Halictidae. Gene Ontology annotation, molecular function: mRNA binding. The record is from RefSeq and is a predicted model, not a curated record.
GUACUCGAAUCACUUUGCCUCUUUUCAGUUUCCAGGUUCAGUUUCAGUAACUAGAAUUCUGUUCAUUGUAACACAUGUGAACGCACCUUUACAUUUUAGAACUGUUUCGGAGUGUGCCAUCUUAUGGCAUUAUCAAUGUAAGAAUUGGUAGGAAACGAAAUUCGGUCCUCUGCUAUUAUCUUUACAUUUGAUCGAAAGUCUGUGCAUAUAUUAUACUUAUGUGAUGAUAUAAAACCAAAGUUAUUCAUCAAAUAUUUUAAAUAGUGCAACGUGAAUAUUCUGGUGGAGUUCUCGAGAAUAACCUACUAUUUGCUAGGUUUCAACGCUACACGAUGGAUUCCAUUCCCAGAACUCACGAAGAUAUCGAAGCACAAAUAAGAGAAAUACAAUCUAAGAAGAAAGAAAUACAAAAUGCUGCAGCAGAGAAAGAUCAAGUAGGUCUAGGGAAAACUGGUUUCUAUGAUCAGGAUAUUUAUGAUGGAAGCAAUAAUAAAUAUGAAGGCUAUGUUACAUCUAUUGCAGCCAACGAUGAAAUUGAGGAUGAAGACUAUGAACCAACUACAUUUAGCACGAAUAAAAGACCAGGCUAUAAUGCUCCAGCAGCAUUACUUAAUGAUGUUGCACAGAGUGAGAAAGAUUACGAUCCAUUUGCGGAUAGACGACGACCCACCAUAGCAGAUAGAGAAGAUGAAUAUAGACAAAAGCGGCGAAGAAUGAUUAUAUCUCCAGAACGUGUUGAUCCUUUUGCAGAAGGUGGCAAAACUCCAGACAUCGGUUCUCGAACAUACACAGAAAUUAUGCGGGAACAGUUACUCAAAGGAGAGGAAACAGAGUUAAGAAAGAAACUAGCUGAAAAAGCCAAAGAGGGAACUUUAAAAGCAAAUGGUGAACCUAAGCCAGCACCUAAAAAAAGAGGUCGGUGGGAUCAAACAGAUGAUGCUCCAACCCCUAAAAAGCCAAGUGGUACUACAGCAACACCAACAUCUUGGGAUAAUGCAGAUGUAACACCAGCUGCUAUCAGAUGGGAUGAAACACCUGGCCAUGGUAAAGGUGGAGAAACUCCUGGUGCGACACCAGGUGUAAGUACAAGGAUGUGGGAUGCUACUCCCGGACAUGCUACACCUGGUGCAGCUACUCCUGGCAGGGAAACUCCUUCACAUGAAAAAACUGUUUCAAGUCGUAGAAAUCGUUGGGAUGAAACGCCAAAAACUGAACGCGAAACACCUGGACACAGUAGCGGUUGGGCUGAAACACCGAGGACUGAUCGUGUCGCGGGAGAUUUAAUUCAAGAAACACCAACACCGUCUGCUAGUAAACGUCGUAGCCGAUGGGAUGAAACGCCUUCAAAUCAAACACCUGGUUCUAUGACACCGCAAACUCCAGCAACUCCGUUAACGACACCCCAUCAAACUUCAAUUUUAACUCCCAGUGGAGUGACACCAACAGGUCCUAAGGCUAUGGGAUUGGCUACUCCAACACCUGGACAUUUAAUGUCGAUGACACCGGAACAACUUCAAGCAUAUCGUUGGGAACGAGAAAUUGAUGAAAGAAAUAGACCUCUUUCUGAUGAUGAAUUGGAUGCUCUGUUUCCACCUGGGUACAAAGUUCUACAGCCACCAGCAGGAUACAUUCCAAUUCGCACGCCAGCAAGGAAACUCACUGCUACGCCGACCCCGAUUGCCGGUACUCCGCAAGGUUUCUUCAUUCAAACCGAGGACAAAACUGCAAAAUUUGUGGAUAAUCAACCGAAAGGAAAUUUACCUUUCAUGAAGCCGGAAGAUGCUCAAUACUUCGACAAAUUAUUGGUUGACGUUGACGAGGAAACGCUUAGCCCCGAAGAGCAGAAGGAAAGAAAGAUCAUGAAAUUACUUUUAAAAAUUAAGAAUGGCACACCGCCAAUGAGAAAAGCGGCUCUCAGACAAAUUACUGAUAAAGCAAGGGAAUUUGGCGCUGGCCCGUUAUUUAAUCAAAUACUUCCGCUCCUUAUGUCGCCUACAUUAGAGGAUCAAGAACGGCAUCUUCUUGUAAAGGUCAUCGACCGUAUUCUGUAUAAACUGGAUGACUUGGUCAGACCUUACGUACACAAAAUUUUGGUUGUCAUUGAACCUUUACUAAUUGACGAAGAUUAUUAUGCUCGUGUAGAGGGUAGAGAAAUUAUAUCUAAUUUAGCAAAAGCAGCCGGAUUGGCGACGAUGAUCUCUACGAUGAGACCGGAUAUUGAUAACAUCGAUGAAUACGUGCGCAACACAACAGCGAGAGCGUUCGCUGUUGUAGCUUCAGCGUUAGGAAUUCCUUCUUUACUUCCGUUUCUUAAAGCCGUGUGUCGCAGUAAAAAAUCGUGGCAAGCUCGUCACACGGGUAUUAAAAUAGUACAACAAAUCGCUAUUCUUAUGGGAUGCGCUAUAUUACCACAUCUGAAGAGCUUAGUAGAAAUUAUAGAACACGGUUUGGUCGAUGAGCAACAGAAAGUCCGUACUAUUACUGCUUUGGCUAUUGCUGCCUUGGCUGAAGCGGCAACACCAUAUGGUAUUGAAAGCUUCGAUUCUGUUUUGAAGCCACUUUGGAAAGGUAUUCGUACUCACCGAGGAAAAGGUUUAGCUGCUUUCUUAAAAGCUAUUGGUUAUUUAAUUCCUCUUAUGGACGCCGAAUAUGCCAACUAUUACACGCGUGAAGUAAUGUUGAUUCUUAUACGUGAGUUUCAAUCUCCCGAUGAAGAAAUGAAGAAGAUUGUUUUAAAAGUAGUAAAACAAUGUUGUGGAACGGAUGGUGUGGAAGCACAGUAUAUCAAGGAUGAAAUCCUUCCACAUUUCUUCAAGCAUUUUUGGAAUCACCGUAUGGCUCUAGAUCGCAGAAAUUAUAGACAGCUCGUAGACACAACAGUGGAAAUCGCAAAUAAAGUUGGUGCAUCAGAAAUCAUAAACCGUGUAGUGGAUGAUCUAAAAGAUGAAAAUGAACAGUAUAGAAAGAUGGUUAUGGAAACUAUUGAAAAAAUAAUGGGUAAUUUGGGAGCUGCAGAUGUCGAUUCACGUUUGGAAGAACAGCUCAUAGAUGGUAUAUUAUACGCAUUUCAAGAACAGACGACAGAGGACGUUGUCAUGCUUAAUGGUUUUGGUACCAUUGUGAAUACAUUGGGAAAGAGAGUAAAGGCGUAUCUUCCACAAAUAUGUGGUACAAUAUUAUGGAGGUUGAAUAACAAAUCAGCCAAAGUAAGACAACAAGCUGCUGACUUGAUUUCACGCAUUGCUGUUGUUAUGAAAACCUGUCAGGAGGAGAAAUUGAUGGGUCACUUAGGCGUUGUUCUUUAUGAAUAUCUAGGAGAAGAAUAUCCGGAAGUGUUAGGUAGCAUUUUAGGCGCGUUGAAAGCUAUUGUUAAUGUUAUAGGAAUGACAAAAAUGACACCACCAAUUAAAGAUUUGUUACCGCGACUUACUCCUAUUUUGAAAAACAGACACGAGAAGGUACAAGAAAAUUGUAUCGAUCUCGUUGGUAGAAUUGCGGAUAGAGGACCCGAAUAUGUAUCUGCUAGGGAAUGGAUGAGAAUAUGUUUUGAACUUUUAGAAUUGCUUAAAGCUCACAAAAAAGCAAUUAGAAGAGCUACGGUGAACACUUUUGGUUAUAUUGCAAAAGCGAUAGGACCACACGAUGUGUUAGCAACUCUAUUGAACAAUUUGAAAGUUCAAGAACGACAAAAUCGUGUAUGUACUACAGUUGCCAUAGCUAUUGUUGCUGAAACCUGUAGUCCGUUCACGGUACUACCGGCAUUAAUGAACGAGUACAGAGUACCAGAACUGAAUGUACAGAACGGUGUACUAAAAUCGUUAUCCUUCUUGUUUGAAUAUAUCGGGGAAAUGGGAAAGGAUUAUAUUUAUGCGGUUAGUCCACUGUUAGAAGAUGCAUUGAUGGACAGAGAUUUAGUGCACAGACAAACAGCUUGUGCUGCAAUCAAACACAUGGCACUAGGUGUUUAUGGGUUCGGUUGUGAAGACGCGUUGAUACAUUUAUUGAAUCACGUAUGGCCCAAUGUUUUUGAAACGUCGCCACAUUUAGUUCAAGCAUUCAUGGAUGCCGUGGAUGGCUUACGUGUCGCUCUUGGACCAAUUAAAAUAUUGCAAUACACCUUACAGGGAUUGUUCCAUCCGGCAAGAAAAGUACGUGAUGUAUAUUGGAAAAUUUAUAAUUCUCUUUACAUAGGUGGACAGGAUGCCCUCGUAGCUGGAUAUCCUCGAAUUAUGAAUGAUCCAAAGAAUCAGUAUAUUAGAUAUGAAUUGGACUAUGUUUUGUAAUAAUUUAAGUAUAUGUAAAAGACGUGUAUCAUACAUUUAUAUAAUCUUCAUAAAGGUUAACAUAAAUUAGCUUAUUAUCGUUUACGAGAAUUAGCUGAAUAGACGUAUGUCAUGUGACACAUAAGGUAGACACUAAAAUGGAUAUUUGAAAGUAUUUAUUUCCUGGACUUCUUUAAUCAAGUUACGCAUCGAUCUUCAUUAAAAAAUUAAUUCUAAUUACAGACUUGCUUAAGGAGAAAUAUGUCUCAGUCCUUAUAUGAAUAAACUAUUUCAUAUCGUAAGCAAUAUAGAAUUUAUUUCGCAACAUUAAUUUCUACGACGUGCAAUUACGUAUUCCGUUAACUAUUAUUUGUAUUUUAAUAGAAGGAAGAUGUAAUGGAUAAUAAAAAUAUCAAUUUUUUAAAUAUUUUAUUUUUAAAACAAAUAUUAAAUAACUAAAUGAGACUAGGUGACAAUAUAUAUAAGUA